AUGACCAUUAUCGACUGCGAACAGCUACCGUAUGGAUCAUCGAAUACCACCACUGUUUUCAUAACUUUCUAUGCCUUCCCGUCCCUCCUCCUCCGCCUCUCCGCCCCUUCACAAACUCAUCUCUGUCAUCGUUUGUAUGGAAUUCAAGCUCUUUACAUCCCGAGACUCGCCAUAGCUUCCACCAAGCUCAGCAACCGGUAUGGCUGGCGCUACAUCACCAUGGUGGGCACAGUCAACAGCAACGAAGUCUGGAGACACGAUGCCUUUCUUCUUCAAGAUAUCGAUGUCCAGAUCAUCUGGCUUCCUUCAUCGUGGUAG
Messenger RNA from Fusarium proliferatum ET1, 318 nucleotides. RefSeq lists its product as uncharacterized. The transcript is spliced from 2 exons. NCBI's taxonomy places the organism in Eukaryota, Fungi, Ascomycota, Sordariomycetes, Hypocreales, Nectriaceae. The record is from RefSeq and is a predicted model, not a curated record. The coding region runs from base 1 to 318 and encodes 105 amino acids.